UUACUUCGUCUAGUUAAUGAGUUUAAUUAACUAGCUGGUUUAAACCAGAACACUAUUACCUGUGUGUGUGUGUAAAUGGACUCGGUAGGAGGAGUUUGCUGCUAAUGCUGAUCAGCAGCCGUUUUUGUUUUUUUGAUCAGCAGCCGUUAUGCUCCCUACGUCCUCGUGCGGCUGACGCAAAGCGCUACAAUGUCUGCUCUCGGUCACACGCGCUUUGUUGUUUAGUGACCCAUUGUCUGCAGUCUGAGCCGCUUAUUUGCCUCCAGACCUCCCAGCAGAGUAAUUUCACCGCAGGUUUCAACCCAAAAUGGCAGUGGGCUUGACCCAGCUGCUUGUAUCAGGAGUGUUGCUGUGUGAGCUGCUGCUCCACUCAGUGUCCCAGCAUGAAGCCAACGUUCACAGUAAGAAGCCCAAUUUCAUCAUCAUACUGGCAGAUGAUAUCGGCUGGGGCGACCUGGAUACUAACCAGCCUGAAGAGAGAGCCAACAACACUCCUUACCUCAACCUGAUGGCCCAGCAAGGACUAAGAUUUACAGACUUCCACUCUCCAGCCUCGACAUGCUCUCCAUCUCGUGCUGCUAUCCUGACGGGCCGCUAUGGCCUACGAAACGGGGUGACUCAUAACUUUGCGGUGAAUUCUGUAGCCGGUCUGCCUCUGUCUGAAGUUACGUUGCCACAGCUAUUAAAGAAGGCAGGAUAUUACACUGCUAUGAUCGGGAAAUGGCAUCUCGGACACAAUGAACCAUACAGUCCAACUAACAGAGGUUUCGACUACUAUUUAGGUAUUCCUUACAGUAAUGAUAUGGGCUGUACUGACAUACCAGGAUACAAUCUGCCCCAGUGUCUCCCCUGUGACCCAUCUGGACCUCAAGUGAUCAGAUUGAAGAGGAGUGUACAUGGAGGCUGUUAUUCCAAGGUGGGUCUUCCUCUGAUUGAAAACAGCAGUAUUGUGGAGCAGCCGCUUGACCUGUGGAAGCUAACGGAGCAAUACAAAUCUGCUGCACUCAGGAUUAUCCGCAAUGCUCGGGAGCGAGGUCAGCCCUAUUUCCUCUACAUAGCACUGGCUCACAUGCACGUCCCCUUGGCCCCUCCACUCUCUCCAGAUGCCCCUAUCACCACCACUCAUGCUGAUGGAGUGUACGCUGCCAGUCUGCAAGAGCUGGACAGUCUGGUCGGGGCAGUGAAGGUUACAUCUGAUGACACGGACAAAAACAACACUCUCAUCUGGUUCACUGGUGACAACGGUCCUUGGGAACAGAAGUGCCAGUAUGCAGGGAGUGUAGGACCUUUCGCAGGAAAAUGGCAGACCAGUAAAGGUGGAGGCUCAGCUAAACAAACCACCUGGGAGGGAGGUCACAGGGUGCCAACAGUGGCUUACUGGCCUGGAAGGAUCCCUGCAAACACAAGCAGCCCUGCCUUGCUCAGUGGUAUGGAUGUCUUCCCAACCCUUCUGUCCUUGGCAGGGGUAACUCCCCCAUCAGACCGACGUUAUGAUGGCAUUGAUGCCACAAACAUCCUCCUGCAUCAUGAACAGACAGGUCAUGAGUUUCUCUUCCAUCCUAACAGCGGUGCUGCAGGGAGGUAUGGUGACUUACAGACCGUUCGAACUGGGAGACACAAAGCUUUCUACAUCACAGGUGCAGCGGAGGCAUGUGGUGGUGGAACAGGUCUGCAGCAGCUCCAUGACCCGCCACUGAUAUUUGACCUGGAGCGUGACGAGGCCGAGGAAACACCCCUGCAGGCUGAAUCACCUGAAUACCAGGCGGUAGCAGAGAGGAUCACCCGCAAGAGGGAGGAGCUACUAUGGGACAUCGCCACAGACAAGUCGGUGUCCACAGCAGAUUACAGCACGGACAAGUCAGCAGCACCCUGCUGUGAUCCAAGACGGGCUGUUUGCCGAUGCAGCACGCUGGGCUGAGGGUGGGAGGACACACACUCACACAAAGGGCUGAUAAGAGAAGCUCACAGAUGGAAGCAAACAGAUGUGGAGACAAAUAUCUCCACUGGAUGAGCUCAGAAGUUUGUUUGUAGAAGGUGCUGUUUGGAAAGUUCAAUGUCCAGAUGCAGCAGGAAAUGUGCAAACAAGAGGAGAGGUCAAGGAGACGCAGGCAGAUGAACUUUGACCAAUAUGUGGUGAUGUGACUCAUGUCAUUUUCUGAGAAAUCAAUGGUUUGGGAAAAAUAACAGUCAGAUUAUUAAGGUUUUGCACAGACUGUAUUUAGCAUUUAACUCUGACGGUGGACGUGAGAUAAUGUAAUUAAGUUGUGGUUAAAGUGUACGGUUUCAGCUUAUUUAACAAUUUACUAAUUACUCACAGACAAAAAAAAACAAAACAUAACAAACGAACAUAAUCCCUAAGUCGAGAGCCCACUGACAUCACCAAAUGCCUCCCUUUGGAUGCGUUUUCAGUCCUUUUCAUUCAAUUUCUUUGCUGUAAGAAGCUCUUAGGUGCCUUCACUGUAUGUUUCGGCUCAUUAUCUAUCUGUACUGUGAAACACCAUCCCAUCAGUUUUGCAGCAUUUGACUGAAUUUGAGCAGAAAGUAAAGCUGUAUACCCUGCAUAGUUCCUCCUGCUACUUCUAUCAGCAGUCACAUCAUCAAUAAACACCAGUGACCCAGUUCUGCUGGCAGCCAUACCUGCUCAUACCAUAACACAGCCUCCCCCAUGUUUGACCGAUGACUUAAUCUGGUUGGAUCAUGAACCCUUUCCUUCCUCAACAGUUUUCUUACCAUCAUUCUGGUGCACGUUCAUGUUGGUUUCACCUGUCCGGAGAAUCUUUUUCCAGAACUGGGCAGGCUUUUUUUUUUUUUUUUUUAACGCUUCCUAAUGCUAAUGUUAGAAAUUAUAAUCAAGUGUAUGUUGAAGCAGGCCAUGCUAACAGUGUCUACAUCUAUUUAAUAGAUAAGCUGAAAUUUAGAAUCAUGCAGGCAAAAAUGGAUUAAUGGUAAUUAUUUAGAAGACUGAAAAUCAUACUAGUACAACUAACUGAUGACACACACACACAAAAGAAGAGUUCUUGUGGAUCAUCUCCAUGUUGUGACUCAUGAAUCAGGUGGGGCACUGUAGAGUUUGUCUGAAAGAUCUUUUUAGUUUUUUUUCUGUCUAGUAAUGGCCUACUUUAUGUGCAUCUUUGAACUGUAAAUUGAUAAUUCUCUUGAACACUCUUAAUCCUUUAUGUAUGUGUCUGUGACCUGUUAAAUUGUGCUGCUGCCUCUUGUAAUAGAACUUUCUAGUCUGUUAGACUUUUUGGUUUACUAAAAGUUGAACAAAUACAUAAAUUAAAAAAAAUAAAAGAACAGCUACCAAAUGAAAAUUCAA
This is a messenger RNA of Acanthochromis polyacanthus (spiny chromis), 3319 nucleotides long. RefSeq names its product arylsulfatase G (gene arsg). Gene Ontology annotation, molecular function: arylsulfatase activity. The transcript has 11 exons. Bases 308 to 1918 code for a protein of 536 amino acids. NCBI's taxonomy places the organism in Eukaryota, Metazoa, Chordata, Actinopteri, Pomacentridae. The record is from RefSeq and is a predicted model, not a curated record.